AUGGCUGAAGUUGUACCAUUAAAAGAGGUAAAGAAAGAAAAUGUUGUUGAUUUCAUCGAAUCAAACAUAAUUUUUAGGUAUGGCAUACCAAGAUGUAUAGUCACUGAUAAUGGAACACCUUUCAACAAUAAACACAUGAGUAGUUUGUGCGAGAAGUUCAGUUUUAAGAAACAUAAAUCUUCAAUGUACAAUGCACUUGCCAAUGGUCUUGCUGAAGCUUUUAACAAGACACUUGGUAACCUAUUGAAAAAAGUAGUUGCAAGGAAUAAAAGAGACUGGCAUGAGAGAGUUGGUGAAGCUUCAUGGGUAUAUCGUACAACCUUUAGAACUGCUACGCAAGCGAUGUUGUUUUCAUUGGUGUAUGGCAUAGAAGCAAUGCUUCCAUUGGAGAAGCAAAUUCCAUCAUGCGAAUAG
This is a messenger RNA of Solanum pennellii, 414 nucleotides long. RefSeq lists its product as uncharacterized. Gene Ontology annotation, biological process: DNA integration. The record is from RefSeq and is a predicted model, not a curated record. Gene Ontology annotation, molecular function: nucleic acid binding. Bases 1 to 414 code for a protein of 137 amino acids. The transcript has a single exon. Lineage: Eukaryota; Viridiplantae; Streptophyta; Magnoliopsida; Solanales; Solanaceae.